This is a messenger RNA of Dreissena polymorpha, 5326 nucleotides long. RefSeq names its product microtubule-associated protein futsch-like. The transcript has 12 exons. The coding region runs from base 114 to 4574 and encodes 1486 amino acids. The record is from RefSeq and is a predicted model, not a curated record. NCBI's taxonomy places the organism in Eukaryota, Metazoa, Mollusca, Bivalvia, Myida, Dreissenidae.
CACCAAUCAUAUUGCUCAAAGCCGUACUCGAAACAAUGGCGGAAAAUUUGAGAAACGCAGUCCAUAUUCAAAUUUAGAUGAUAAAAUAAAGCGGUGUUUCAUAAACAGACGGAAUGGCAAGUGAAGGCAGCACACCUGUUAACCUGGACGAUUGUUUGUCAAAAGGCAAGAAACUACCAUUGAAACGAGUGAAGAAGAAAAGCGAACUCAAUAUAUCAAAAGGAAAAUUGAAAUCCAUCUCAAAGCAGCAUAAUUUUAGCUUCUUAAAUGCUUCUGUGCAAAAGCAAACAUUGCGGGAAAAUAACCGGGCGCUGGCCCAGAGUCUUGCAAAGGCUCGUGAGGAGAUGCGGAACAUGCAUAAGGUUAACAAAGAUCUGCUGGCCCAGAACCAGGACCUGGUGAUCAAGGUCAAUCGCCUGAAACGGGUUGCAGGAAUGCGAGAUGAUGAAAUUGAGACAGAAUUGCAAAAGAGGAACAAGCAAAUGAUGCAGUCCCUUAAGAAGCUUUGUGAGGAUGCAUCCCGCAGCAUGAUGCAGUCCAGUGAGUCCCUCAACAGCAUCUACGACGUGUGUGUGGAGCAGAGCAGGCGUAGUACAGGAAUAGGGGAGGGGCGUGGAUCAUCUAUGGGGGCAGGAGAGGACAGGCAGGCAUCUGCUAAUGGCGGGGAGGAGGGGCCUGUCUCGUCAACAGCCGGAGAGGAUGGGCCGGGCCUGUCCAUGAGAGACGCAGUGCUGGUAAAAGAUGCUGUACAGUCAGGUCCUAGGAGGAAAGUGUUCCAAUCAGAUUGCGCCAGGCCCCUAGCAGAUCUCCCUGUGAAGUCUAGCUCAGUGUUCAAUUCUGGCGUGUCAGACAUUUCCAUGAUCUUGGAGCAGUCAGUCUUGGAUGAUGGCAUGACAGACGGACUAGAAUAUGUUGCUGUACCCCUGGAACCAGUGAAGGAGGUCCACAUUGACACAAGCCUUGUUGUACCAUCAGAGUCCAUCCACACACAGAAGUCACAAGUGUUGUCAAAACUUCCCCAGAGGGUUGCAAAAGGUGGAUCUGCAGUCGCAGAAAAUAACGAGAAACCUGACACAGCAAAGAAAGGAGCCUGUGAAAAACCUGACUUUGAAAAAGAAACUGUCCAAGUUAAGAGUAAGAGUAAAUCAGAUAAAACAUCCAAAGAGAAAAGCAAAGGUUCAAAAAGCACUGAAAUUAAGAAAAAUGAGAAAGUUUCCAAGACAAAUGCAGUUGUUUCAAAAAAUACCAAACAGGUUGAUGACAUUUUGCCUGAAAAAGUGGUAAAUGUUGAUGCUGACUCAGAAACUGACAUCAGUUUAUUUGGGUUUGGCAGAAAUUUUGCUUCCGAGCUUGUUUCGGGAUCACCAAUUAUCAGUAACAAAAUCGAGGACAAGUCAGUUCCUGCAACCAAGUCAAAAAGUGAAACUAUGAACAAACAUUCUGACAAACAAUCAAAUGAAAAAUUGCGUAGAGAAACCUUUGUUUUACCACAGCCUGGUGCUGCAGUUAUACAAGAGAUGGAAGUGCAGUCUUCAAAAGAUAAAAGCAAAGAUAGCCUGAAGCAAAAACCUUUUGAAACAAGCAAACCGACUCAGAAAUUAUCUCAAUCAGCAUUAUCAUCAUCAUUGUCUAGAAUUGACAAGAAAAUGCCUUCUUCAUCAAAGGAACAGAAAACUCCAGAAAAAUCUAAACCAGUAGCUGUUAUUCAAGAGCAAACUUAUAGUGCAGUAUCUAAUCCUUUUAAACCUACCAAAUGCUUAUUAAGGAGCCCACCACCUGUGCCUUACCAGAAAACCAGCGAAGAACCUUCUAUCGAUAGCAGGGCCUUUAUCGCUUCAUUGAGACAAUCUUCUGAAACAGCUUUCCAGAGGUCACCAUUGCCGGAGCCUCGUUUCUCACAUGAGCCAACCAUGAUCUUUAAUUCUGAUAUGGAAUUUACAGAAAUUUUUGAUUCAAGUAAACUACCAAGCUUUAAUAAAUCUGAUAAAGUAAGUCCAAAUAUUCCAGAGUCCAUCCCAGAAUAUUCUAAUACAUUAGCCAAAUCAGUGCAAGAUCUAACUAACAAGGAAGUCUCUAAUGCUAAAGACAUGGAGAGUCAUGAGUUUCUGAAGCCAUCUAGCAAACAUAUACCUAAAGCUGCAAAAGAAAAACCUUCAAAAAGCAAAACAUCUAAGCCUGAUGAGGAAGUCACAGUUGUGGAUACAUUGGAUGGACCAUCAGUGGAGGUCCGAAGUAAGAAACCGGGUGUCUUCACAUUUAAUGUCGGUAGGAAAGAAGCGGAUGGCACAAGGAAAGCUGUGCCAGAAGAAACAACAAGCAGGGCUAGAUCAAAGAAGGCAAAAGCGGUAAUGUCAGAAAAGACUGAAGAGAGAAGGACUGGUGAGGAUCGAGACAUGUUUAACUUUGGCGACCGUAGUCCAACAAUUCCCUUGGACAAACUUGUGAAACCAGUGACCAAGAGCGUGUAUGACCUCUCCAUUAAUGAAUCAGUGGUGCAGACGGGCAGUCUCCAUUCUUUAAGGGAUAAUAAGAAGACUCCAGCUCUUCCUGAGGCAAAGCCUGAUGAAUGUAUCUACUAUUUACCGAUGCCAAAAGGCAGUCCAGAAGAUAAACCAGCUGCCUCUAAGUCUCGUUCACGCUCCAAAUCUAACACACGAUCUAAGUCAAAAACACGACACAAAUCAGGAGAAAAUGACGAGGAUGAUGACUGGGUGCCAGGAAAAUCAAGAGCUCGUGCACGUUCUGCAAGUAGAUCAAGGAAAACUUUUGAUGUGAAUGAACCAGUGGCACCUAGAAGGGGUAGAUCCAGAUCCAGAGUAAGAAAGUCUAGUGAAUCUUUAGCGGCAGAUAAAAACAAUGCAGAUGAAGAAAGGGAUGAGAUAGAAAAAGAUGACAGCAAGAAAGAAGUUGAGGGUGAGAGAGGUCGCUCCAGAUCUCAAGCAAGAAAACCAGAUCUUGAUGACGGUUGUAAAAAUUCUAACCCAGAUGAAGUAAUCCGAGAUGAGAUAGAAAAAGAUGACAGCAAGAAAGAAGUUGAGGGUAGGAAAGGUCGCUCUAAAUCUCGAGCAAGAAAACCAGAUCUUGAUGAUGAUUGUAAAAAGUCUAACUCAGAAGAAGUAAUCUGCUCUAAGUCUAGACCUGGAAAAAAUGCUAAAGAGGAUGAGAUUGACAUUGAUGCUGAUGAAUUAGAAGUGACACAGCUGGAAAGAAAAAGCAGGUCAAAGUCUAUUCAGAAAAGGAAAACAUAUGUACUUGAUAAUGUUGAAGAAGACAAAAAAGAGAGGACCCUAAAUAAUAAGCUUGUUGCAGAAUCACCUGAUGUUAAGAAGAGUCAACAAACUAGAGUAAAGUCAAUCGUUGUUGUUAAUUCUGAUAAUGAAAGUUCUGGGUCAGACAACAGUGAUAAGAGAGCUAUAGCGGAAACUUUUUGUAUAGGUGACAGUGAUUCUGAUAAUGUGGAGGAAGCAACUUUAAGUAAAGCAACACAACCCGCUUGUAAGAAAUCUGUUACCAAAAAAGUGCUGAUGGUAGAAAGCGAAACUGAAAGUGAAGCAAAGAGCUCAGUCGCAAAUGAAAAAUCCAGGGAAAUUGAAGAGUUGAGUAUUCGAGUGCCAGAUAAUUUCAUCACCAAAAGCAGGGCUAGAAGGUCAAAACGCCUUAGUAGCAUUGACCCUGACCCAGUUGAUGACCAUGGCUUGGAAGUAUUGGAAAAUCUGAUCGCUGAUGAAAAAAAGGUUUCUGCAGUGAAAGAAAGUGAGUGCAAUCAGGGAAAAAUUAGUCGAACUGUGAGAAAAAGUAGGAGCAAAGUGUCGUACGCUGUUGAUAGCCUCAAUGAUGAGGAUGAGGAUGAAUCCAAGUCACCGACUCCAAAGAAGAAGUUGAAGUCAGCAAAGAAGUCAGUGAAGAAAAAGAAGGGAGAAGCAGACACCAGUGCUGAUGUGAAGAAGUCUAAAGCCAAACUGCAGCUUGAAGAUGAGGAUACUGAAGACUCCAAAAAAAGUGUUCCCUUGAAGACACCGGCCAUGUGUGAGGAUACAGUAGCCUCCAAGAAGGGUGCUACAAAGUCCUCCAGGAAAGGCAAGAGCACCAGCAAGCGGCCACCUAAUCAAAACUCGGCUGGGGUGGACGAGGGGACACCAAAGGCUAAGAAGUCAAAGGCCAGUGCAGAUAACCCCACUGAGUCUGAAAUAGCUGUGCUAAAGAAGAGGCUCACGAUGAUAAUGAACUCAAAGAAUGCUAGUACCCUGGACAGGAAGAAUGAAGCCCCUUUAAAGGUAGCUGAUUUGGACAGGACUGUAGAGGAGAACCCAGUUCUUCAGGACCUGAAAAUGGAACCAAUCCACGAUGAUGAUGAUGACAGUGAUCGGAAGCAUCGAAGGAACAGGAAUCCAGUGAGCUAUGUGCCCAAACCUCUGAAUUUAAAACUUCGGCAGGGGGAUCAGAUGUUUGUAGAAAAUGGGAAUUCAAACAAAGUGAAGGCCGAGAUCUCGAGACUAGCGAUUGCUCGUAAGACUUGUGUCCCCAAAGUGAGCAGAGACGACAAGGAGAAUGUGGAUCAGACGAAAACCAAGUAGAAUGGAACACUAUGUUGUGAUGCACUGAACAAUAGCAUGGCUGCAGACAAAAACCAAGCAGACAAAAACCUUAUGUUAGGAUAUUCUUAAAAAAUUAAGUAUUAUAAGUGGAUUGGAAACUUAUUUAUAGAUAUGAUAAUUUUAAGGUAUAAGACUACAACUAAUUAAAAGAAUGGUUUCCAAAUGGUGACAGUAAGAUUUAGCAAAGUAGCCAGGAGUGUGGUGGGGUGAUGCUGAACCCUGCCAGGGUACCUUGAAACAAGCUAAGUGGUAGUGAGAUCUAAGUGGUAGUGAGAUCUAAGUGGUAGUGACACCUAAGUGGUAGUGACAGCAGACAUCUACGAGGCAAACAGCCAGAAAGAUGAAUGGUAUGAAAUGCUGAUAUAAUUGACACAACAUAAACUGAGUAAGUGCAAUGGUACAUAUUGUAUACAUGACAAAGUUCGUAAGUUCAGAAUCUCAAUGAUACUUUAGGUUGAAUCUGUGUAUGAAAACAGCCAUGCAGCAUGAGUCACAUGGCAAGCGAAGAAGCCUUGAAAGUCUUAAUGUCCUGAGCAAGUUUAUGACUCGUGGAACAAUAACUUAGCCCAGCAUGGGUGAACCAUGUUGCAAUUGUAGGACCACCCAUAGACAAAUUGCCUUAUGCACUAGUCUGGGGAUUUGUAUGUUUCUUUCUUUAAGGUUUAAGUGCAUUACCUUUAUUAUCAUUUUAGGUAGAUUUUAAUCUUAAUAAAUAACGUACAUACACUUCA